GUUUAAUGGCUGCAUUAGUGUGACGCAAACCUGACAACAACCUGGAUGCGCGGUUAAUAGUGUCAUCCACCGUGUCGAUGCUUUGCAACUCUGCAGCGGUAACUUGCGAAACAACCGGGUUAGCCGACUCGCUGGAGUAAAAUGGCAGACAAGGCGCCGAAACAGUCUGACGUCCCGUUCGCGACCAGGAUAAACCCGAGCAAGGAGGACCUGUCCCCGGAGCAGCUGCACUUCAUCAGGCAGGUCGAACUGGAGCAGUGGAAGAAGAAGACGCAGAAGCUGCGGACGCGAAACGUGCUUACCGGGUUCGCCAUUGGAGCCCUUGUGCUGGGCAUCUAUGGCUACACAUUUUACUCGGUCUCCCAGGAGCGCAUCAUGGACGAGAUGGACGAGGAGGCCAAGCGUGCUCGGGCACCGAAGACGGGCGCCAACUGAGGCGUCCAGGCCCUCCGUUAGGACGGCUACCAAGCAUUCUGUGCUCAUCUCAAAGACAGAAGACAGCUCUGGACUCCAUCUUUGGCAGGGACUUAAAUAAUUCUGUGCGCUUCGGCAGCCAUUUUGCUCAAGAUCUGAAGUGACCUUCCAUCGCAGACAAUGCAAAUUGACAGUCGCUAUAACACAAAAUGGUUGUAAAUCAACUGCAUUUAUAUUGAUAAAGUGUUAAGCAUAAUAAAAUUGAUUGUUUUUGUUUAAAAAAAAAACUCUGGGUUAAUUUUAAAACAUAUAUUUAUUGAGCUGGGAAAUCCAUUGUAGAUGACAAAUAUAAAAUAAGACCUUAAGUACAAUAGAGGGGAAAAGGCACAGAUGGCAGCAGCUUAUUGGAAACACUUAUUCUACAUUGCACAUUAUACAUUUUAUUUUAUAUAUCUCUGAAUAUAUUAUUUGAUACCUUUUUUUUUUCCAAUGUCCAGUGUGAAUGUUUUUUUUAAGGCACAUUGGCAGGUUGGACAUUCUCCUUUGUUUAGUUUUAUAAAUGAAUACCGUGUGACCGACAAAUGUUAAAUGAAAACGCUAAAGUGCAUGAGGUGCUUGAUUGAUCCAUCCUAAUAAACUAAUGUUUAUAUGUAA
Syngnathoides biaculeatus (alligator pipefish) is the source of this 1068-nucleotide messenger RNA. RefSeq names its product cytochrome c oxidase assembly factor 3 homolog, mitochondrial. Gene Ontology annotation, biological process: mitochondrial respiratory chain complex IV assembly. The transcript is spliced from 2 exons. The record is from RefSeq and is a predicted model, not a curated record. Bases 142 to 435 code for a protein of 97 amino acids. Gene Ontology annotation, cellular component: mitochondrial inner membrane. Lineage: Eukaryota; Metazoa; Chordata; Actinopteri; Syngnathiformes; Syngnathidae.